Podarcis lilfordi (Lilford's wall lizard) is the source of this 4237-nucleotide messenger RNA. The record is from the annotation of a GenBank genome assembly. Lineage: Eukaryota; Metazoa; Chordata; Lepidosauria; Squamata; Lacertidae.
AUUUUCAGAGUUGAAUUGCAAAAUAGUGCAUAGCAAUCCUUGCAUAAGGUGCACUGAUGUGUAGUUUUAUUUUCUCUCAGUACUUGCAGUUGAUUCCCUUGCUGUAUCUUAAAGUCUGCUUAUUCAUAACUUAAUAAAGUGGUGAUUGCUUUCUAGAUUCAUGACUACUUUGUCUUUGCAGUUCAGGUAUGUGGAAUAUAUGUGCCAUUUUUUAAAAGCCAGUCUGGUGUAGUGUUUAAGGUUGCCCCCCUAAGCUCACUUACCUGUAAGUCACAUUGCAUUCAACAGGACUUAUAGUUGAAUAAACAUAGUUAGGAUUGCAUUGUAAGAGCAUCAGUCUAGGACUGGGGAGGCCCCAAUUCAAAUCUUCACUCAGCUGUGAAACCCACUAGGUAACCUUGAACCAAUCACCAUCUCUCAAUCUUUCCUAUUUCAUCCUCAUCAUGGUGAGGAUGAAAUUGGAGGUGAGGAACUAUGUAUGAUGUAUUGAGUUUAUAGACAAGGUGGGAUUUAAAUCCAAUAGAUAAUGCCAACUCUCUUCUUUCUACCUUCAUGUUUCCCUUAUGUAUUUUGAUUUUGGUGUCUUUGCAAACCUGAGUAUCAUGCAAAGAGCUAAGAUUAGCUAUGGCUCCCCCUGUCAGAUGUAAACUCAGUGGCAAUGUAUUUCCUGUUGUACAAUUAAGUGGUAGAAGCAUUUGCUACACCAGUGGUGCAAAAAUCAAGUUAAGAGAAAGAGGUUCUGAAAAUAAAAGAGGAAUGAAGGAAUGGUCAGUGAACAUGACAAUGUACAGCUUUUAAAUCCAGAUCUUUGAUCCAGGUAUACAAAUUUUUAUGAGGAAACCACCACCACAGUAAUGAGUUAAUUAGCGGCAGAUAAUGGAAUAUGAUGCAGGCUGCUGCACCUUCUUGCACAACCCUCAGUAGCAGACCAUGUGAUAGUACUCUACCAGAUUAUAUCACCUGGAUUUUUUGCUCCACCCUUAUUUUUGCUCCUCUUCCUCCUGUGGAAGGGCUGUGAUUCAGUGGCAGAACAUCUGCUUUGCAUGCAGAAGUUUCCUGGCUUAGUCCCUGACAUAUCCAGGCAGGACUGGGAGAAACCCCUUCCUAAAACUCUGGAGGCCAUGUCUUAACUUCAGCCAUUAGUUUAAAAAGGUAAAGGGCCCCUGGAUGGUUAAGUCCAGUCAAAGGUGACUAUGGGGUUGCAGUGCUCACCUUGCUUCAGGCUGAGGGAACCAGCGUUUGUCCACAGACAGCUUUCUGGGUCAUGUGGCCAGCAUGACUAAACCACUUCUGGCGCAACGGAACACUGUGAUGAAAGCCAGAGUGCACGGAAAUGCCGUUUACCUUCCCACCACAGUGGUACCUAUUAAUCCGCUUGCACUGGUGUGCUUUCAAACUGCUAGGUUGGCAACCAUUAAAACCUUCUUGUCUAGCCACCGAAACACUGCACCUGUCUCUUAGGCCUUGUUGAAUGUGGAUUAGAAUACAGGCAACCACAUAAACAUCUCCAACUGUUUGUGUAUUUCUGUAACUCUGUAAUUCCUGGUGGAAUUGCUGCUUUCCUUACCUUUACAAAUGUGCUGUUGAAAUGAAAUGGCAAGAGGCAAAUCCAGGGGGUGGCAUCAAAUAGCAGACAAAUGGAGAGAUGCUGGACAGUUCCCAAAGAAUGUUCUUUGGUCGACCACCCAGUUCUGUUUGUUCUGUCACAGUAAUAUUGCUAUCUUCAUUACUACUGUGUUAGUAAGAAAGAUAAUGAUGCACAAAAAAUUGUCUUCUGGAACUGCCACUCUGGCUUAGAAAGAGCUAUUAUUAUUGCCCUUUAUGUCAUUGUAUUGUGCUGUCAUUUUCUUUGCCUCUCUGCUCCUCCUCUGCUCAUUUGCUGCGAGUAUAGUUUUGAGAUUUGAAGUGCAUUCCCAUUUUUAGAGUAAGAUUAAAGGAUUUCUCUAAUAGUAAUUGCACUCUUGGCAAAAAAAGGCAAAUGCAUCUUCAGUUAACAGUUUUCCUAACCUUUCUUUUUCAAGCACUCCUUACAUUAGUAGGAGAAAUGUCCCCCUGCCCUUAUUAAUCUAAUUAUCCUAUAAAUAUAUUGUGGAUAAAAGAAGAUUUUUAGAUUAAUUUCUAAACAAUUUUUGUUGGGGGCUUUGGAAGGCAAAAACAUACCCAAAGCAGAUUGGGAUGUGAAAAUCAGGGUUGAAAACCCAAAGAUUAUUUCCCAAAAUAGAAAGAAGUGUCACAGUUUAAAGAGCUUAGGACAGUCCACAGCAGAGCUUGUGCCUCUUAUGAAAUGGAUUUCCUAUUUGUUUUUGUCUCUGUUCCAUUUACAGAAACGGCUAGAUAGUAAAAAGUGGCAUUCUACAGACUACGAGACAUAAUUGCAGCUACAGAUGGGGCUGAAGACAAAUGUUACUUGAAAGGACAGUCUUUUAAUAGUUGCUGUGUGGGGGCAGGUGCAUCAGUAGUGAGGGAAGAGAGUGUUACAAGGUAGUAGGGGAAUGACAACAUUUUUUUAAAGGCUUUUAAAGAGAGAACAUGCUACAUAACUUAAUUUGCUUGAGUCCUAGGAACCUGAAGAAUUGUCCCUUGCAUGCGAAUCUUCCUGUGUUUUAACAUACACAUCAGAGACCCCUCUCUGUGUUGCCAUCAAGUGGAAGGUAAUCAGGGAAAUUGUCUUUUCAGUGGUGGCACCCUGGUUAUAGAAUGCCCUCUUGAUGAUUGCUCAGUUAGUCCAAUUAGCUUUUAUACAAGGCCAAUAUUUAUUUGCUUGACUUUCAUUUUUUUUUUUAAUUAAUAUUUAUUAAGUUUUCAAAGAAUAACAACCAAAGAAUGACCAAAAUGGCGACGAAGGUAGCGGCUUAGUUAACUUCGUCUGCCUUUAGAUUAAGUUUUAAGUAGUUUUAAGUAGUUAUUUUAACCCCCCUCUGGGUUUUUAUUGUUUUAUUGUUUUUAGACUAAGCCUCAAGUAGUUCUAAGUAGUUUUUUUAACCCCUCCGGGCUUUUAUUGCUUUAUUGUUUUAUUACCGGCUUCGUGCUUCAGCCUUGCUGCCUUGCCGCACCCCCCGCUGUGCAUUUAGUGCUGUGGAGCCGAGUAAUCUUCUGAAACGAGUGAGUGGGGAAGGGAAGAGGUCUGGCUGACUCCCCUGCCGUGAAGGGACUCCCCGUCAUUGGAAGGAAAAAACUCAAGGUGGGUGAUCGGAAACACCGAAAAAAAGGUUGAAGCAAGCCCUCAUUGAGUCUCGUCGGAGUCCCGUCUGUGUGAGUAAGACCAUCUUCAGCAAAAUCAGGCUGAUAAAGAGGCUCGGCUUGGAAAAUAAUUACCAUCCUUCACCUUAUAUUAAUUAACCCCCAGCUUCUAUCAGCUUUCAUCAGUAAAAAGGACACUGGGAGCUGACGGAAGAGCUCUCAAACCUUCCUCCCCUCUUCCCUCUUCCAGCUCCACCAAAGAAACAUACUGAGAACCAGCGCUCGCUGAUGAGCUAAGCAGGAGAAAGCUGCAGAUUCAUCCCUACUCAUCCAUUGGCCCUGCUAAUUAGGCAGAAACACUGGGGGACAACUGGUUUUCUAAUAGGAAGACAACUAUCCAACAUGGUCCUCACUAGAAAGUUAUGUAAGGAGUUGGGUAUCUUGCCAGAUACGCCACUUAGCCCCCCGGGACCUGGAAAGAGACAAAGUAAAAUUAUAAAUUACUUCCCCAAGAGGGAGGAAUGCAUGAGUGAACAAAUUGAACCAAUUAUUGACGAAGUCACUCCUCUCCCCCUUACUUAUCUUGACCGGUCACACUACUUCAAAGAGCUUCAACACAACUCUGGAAACACAAAUUCCCCAAGAAGCCUGGCGCAAGAGCUAGUUCUAGCUGAGAAACUUGUGGAAAAUAUUUCUGUCACCUAUAACCAGCGGCCCCUGGCAGAAUUAACAACAUGCCACCAAGACCAGGCGCCCACUUCCAAAUAUACUCAAACUGAACUGAGUGAUGGCCAUCUUCAGGCCCAUUUCCAAGAUAUAAAUAUAGACCUUUCCAACAUAAAAAUUACUUGACAAUAACAAAUGGGUUAUUGCUGACCCUUGUGGAAAAUUUUAUUCCCCAACCAAAAGAGACAACAGCAACCGAUGCACCCCAAGUGCAUAAACCAGAUGAACUUGUGCAUAACCCAGAUGAACUAGUGAAGAUGAGACAAGCAGUAACAACCAAGAAAUUGCAAAAAAUAGAUCAAAAGUCCGGGAAAAGAAAACUAAGAACAUU